AUGAGGGUGAAACAUAACGGUGUAGUUGAAGAUGUCAAUGAAGAAGAUGAAGGUGAUGGAAUAGGUGAAGAAGCGAAUACUGGCGCAGACGAUGAAGGAGGGUUAGGUGAAGAAGUAGGAGUAGAUGUAGGUGAACAAGUGGGUGAAGAAGUAGGAUCGGGGUCAGGUGUAGAUGAAAAAGAAGCAAGUAUAGAUCAAGUAGAGGGUACACAGAUAGAUCAAGACGGAUGUAAUGCAGAUCAACAAGCAGGUCAACCGAGGAAGCAGGCUCUCAUGCAGAAAACUCUAUGGAGAUCAAGAAAGCGUUAUGGUAGACCCCGACGAAGACGUCCAAGUCCAUCCAAAAGAAACCAAUGUUCAGUAGAAGGAGAAGGUGAAGGAGUAGGACCUGUCAGUCGAUCAAGAAGCUGGUUUACCUAUGAUGAGGAGAUAUGGAUAUCUCAAGCGGAAAUAUAG
Kwoniella botswanensis is the source of this 456-nucleotide messenger RNA. RefSeq lists its product as uncharacterized. The record is from RefSeq and is a predicted model, not a curated record. Bases 1 to 456 code for a protein of 151 amino acids. NCBI's taxonomy places the organism in Eukaryota, Fungi, Basidiomycota, Tremellomycetes, Tremellales, Cryptococcaceae. The transcript is spliced from 3 exons.